AGGAAAAUUGUGUGUCUUAUCAACCGAAAGUAUCAAAAACAAGUAGACUCGUAUUCAUUCGAAGCUAAACUAUUAAAUCUUUGGCUACCAAUGGUAUUCAAAACGGAAUGGAAUAUCUGUAUAGUUCUACUUGGUCAUCUCUCUUACAUCCAAGGAAAACCACCUCACAUCAUCUUUUAUUGUGCCGACGAUCUUGGAUGGAACGACGUAAGUUUUCACGGCUCUUUACAAAUACCGACACCAAAUAUUGAUGUUUUAGCUGCCAAUUCAAUAGUCUUAGAUAAUUAUUAUACUCAGCACAUAUGCACUCCAUCAAGAGCUGCGUUACUUACUGGAAAACUUCCAAUAGAUACAGGUCUUCAGCAUUUCGUAUUACAGGGAGCCCAGCCAGCUGGAUUACCAACAGAUGUGAAAAUUCUACCUCAAUAUUUGAAAGAUUGUGGUUAUAAAACUCAUGGAGUUGGAAAGUGGCAUUUGGGGUUUUUCAAGAAAGAAUAUUUUCCAACAGAACGAGGAUUCGAUUCAUUUUUUGGAUUUUGGACAGGACUAAUGGAUUAUUACGACUACACUACGUAUGAAAGUUAUGAAAAUUCUACUUUAAAAUAUGCCUGGGGAGAUGCGUUAAGAGAUAACGAAAGAGUAGCCAGAGAAUAUAAAGGAAUUUAUGCAACUCAUUUAUUUACAGAUCGAGCAAUCAAUAUUAUUAAAACACACGAUAAAGAAAAGCCGUUAUUUCUGUAUCUAACACCUAAUGCUGUGCACAGUGGAAAUCCAUAUGAUCUAUUUCCAGCACCACAAAGUGAAGUCUCAAAAUUUUCAUGUAUAGAGGACACACAAAGAAGAAAGUUUGCUGCGAUAGUUUCAGAAUUCGAUAAAUCAGUUGGACGAAUCUUUAAGGCCUUACAAGAUAAUUCUAUGUUAGAUAAUACUAUUUUUGUGCUUUCUACGGAUAACGGUGCAGAAGGUGCUGGUUUUAGAGGCGGAGUUGGUUCAAAUUGGCCUUUAAGAGGGAAUAAAGGAACUUUAUGGGAAGGAGGAGUGAGAGGAGUUGGAAUUGUAUGGAGUAAAUCGUUCAAGCAACAACCGAGGAUUGAAAGGAACUUAAUGCACAUAACUGAUUGGCUUCCGACACUUUAUCAUGCUGCAGGUUGUAACGUUAAAGACUUAAAGGAUAUUUAUGGAAUAAAUCAAUGGGAGACUUUAGUUCAUGGCAAACCGACAUCUCGGAAAGAAAUUCUUCAUAAUAUCGAUCCAAUCGAUGGUGCUUCGGCUCUUCGAUUCCAAAAUUAUAAACUGGUAAAUGGAUCGAAUCUUGAUGGAAAAUACAAUGCAUGGUAUGGACCUACCGGGAGAGACAAAAAUUAUUUUUCUUCCUGUUACAAAAAGUUACUUCGCUCCUCAUAUUCUUGGAAAGUUCUUGAAAAGGAAGGAUUACUCUAUAACACUGACACGUUUUUCGUCGGAUUGCAAGAUAGUUGUUUUUCUUACCAGAAAAGGAACAACAGUAAUUGUGAUCCUAAUUUAGCACCAUGUUUAUUUGAUAUAUUAGAAGAUCCUUGCGAACUAGAAAAUAUUGCAAAUUUACAACCAAAGGUUGUGGAAUAUAUGCUGAAGCGAUUGAACUUUUGGAAAAAAAGCGAAGUUCCUCCGGUUAAUCAAACUAUCGAUCCGAAUGCUGAUCCUGCUCUUCACGGAUUCACUUGGACAAACUGGGCAGACACGAAAAGUUACAAUAAUUAUGAUUUUGAAUGAAUGUUGACUAAUUAUUUUUAUCAUUGAAAAUAUAAAUGAUAAUAAUAGUAUGUAAUCGAUAGUUAAUAUACAUUUGAAGUUUAAAAAAAAAAUUAUUAUUUUUUACUCUCGUCUCUAUGGCCACAACUAGGACAUCGCGCGACUUUGUCGUAU
This is a messenger RNA of Centruroides sculpturatus (bark scorpion), 1905 nucleotides long. Its product is annotated as arylsulfatase B-like. NCBI's taxonomy places the organism in Eukaryota, Metazoa, Arthropoda, Arachnida, Scorpiones, Buthidae. The coding region runs from base 91 to 1752 and encodes 553 amino acids. The transcript is spliced from 9 exons. The record is from RefSeq and is a predicted model, not a curated record.